AUGGGGUUGGACUGGGGCCGACAGGGCGAGCGCGCCGUGGUCGACUGGGCCAACUCCGUGUGCGCCUUGUGCCGGGUCCACAACGGGCGCCGACACGGCAGGCUCACGCUGCAGGACAUCAGCGGGGCUUUCGACGGCUUCUUGCGGGAGGAGAGCCCGGAGAACGCCGCGGCCAGCCUUGCCCGCAUCGCCUCCCUCGCGCGGGCCUUCCGCUCCCAGGGCGCCCUCGCCGCCAGAGCCCCGCCGGGCGCAGGCGUGGCGGUGGGUUGCCCCGUGGCCGACUGGGCGAGCCAGGACCGGGAGGAGGGCCCCCGUGGCGGCCGCGCGCACAUCGGGGCGCCGAGGGCGCUGCGGCUGCUCGUGCGGAGGUCGUUGGCGCAGCUGUUGCG
Prorocentrum cordatum is the source of this 389-nucleotide messenger RNA. The record is from the annotation of a GenBank genome assembly. NCBI's taxonomy places the organism in Eukaryota, Dinophyceae, Prorocentrales, Prorocentraceae.